Messenger RNA from Hippoglossus stenolepis (Pacific halibut), 2276 nucleotides. It is a transcript of the gene mturn, whose product is annotated as maturin, neural progenitor differentiation regulator homolog (Xenopus). Lineage: Eukaryota; Metazoa; Chordata; Actinopteri; Pleuronectiformes; Pleuronectidae. The transcript has 3 exons. Bases 175 to 843 code for a protein of 222 amino acids. The record is from RefSeq and is a predicted model, not a curated record. Gene Ontology annotation, biological process: positive regulation of megakaryocyte differentiation; regulation of signaling. Gene Ontology annotation, cellular component: cytoplasm.
UCAAGCUGCAGUGAGAAAGUUGCAUGGGAGUAGGCCUGGAUAUGGACGGCUGCCCGGCUCCUCUAUUCGUCAUCGCGUUUCUUCCAGCGUCCUCCUGCGUAUGCAUGCAUGCGACCGACGGGCUGAUUUCAUAACGUGGGGAGGAAGAGGAGAGGAAUGGGGCUCUGAGAGCGGAUGAGCAGCAGACCCGGUACAGGCUCCGUGCACCAGACACCGGUACAAACUCCGUGCAGCAGCAGCGGUGUUCAGGCUCUCUCUGCUCCCGGGCCAUGCAGACGGCGCGCUAGAGGAGAUGCGUUAGUGGAGGCUGCUGCUGAUGCUGCUGGAGCUGCUGCCGCUGUCCGAUCAGCUCUUAUCUGCGUCUUGAAGCAUCGUCGCCACAGCCACGGCCACAGGAAUCGAGAUCAAGCUCCGGAGCCAGGGCCACCGCAGCGCGGAUCACCGCACAGGAGGAUGGAGUUCAAGCAUCUGGUGGAGGCGGCGGAGAAGUGGUGCUCCGGGAACCCGUUCGACCUCAUCUUCGCCGAGGAGGACGACGAGAGGCGGCUGGACUUUUACGCAGAGCCCGGCGUCUCGUUCUACGUGCUGUGUCCCGGCGGCACCGACAGCUUCCACGUGUGGAGCGAGAGCGAGGACUGCCUUCCCUUCCUGCAGCUGGCCCAGGACUACAUCUCCUCCUGCGGGAAGAAGACUCUACUGGAGGUGCUGGAGAAGGUCUUCACGUCCUUCAGGCCUCUGCUGGGUCUUCCAGACUUAGAAGAUGACAGUUUUGAGCAUUACCACACUGACAUGGAGGGGGAACCAGGGCCGGACCAACAGCAGAUGGGGGUCAGCCAGCAGUGAUGAGACCCAAAAAGGAGGCCCUGCAGCUGCGGGUAGAGCUGAUCACGAGCCCUGGGCCUCUUAUCCAAACACACACACACACACACACAAACACGUAGUCGACUUGCUAAAAAUGCACCACCAUGUUCUUGAAUGUCUCAGUGGCUUUGCUUCCCAAAGAGUGCACACCAUAGCACUUUGUUGCCCCUACUGAACACACACACACACACACACACACACACACACACACACACACCCACACACACACACACACACACACACACACACACACACACACACACACACACACACACACACACACUGGCUACGUGAGCUGUAGCCAUGUACAAUGCAAGAAUCAUAAUCAUUCACCAUUCGGUUAGUUAAAGUUCCACAGCACAGCAAUAUUGGCCUCGGCCUUGGCUUUGUUAUGCAGAAAUGCAGUCAGAUACACACUUCCCCCUCGUGGCUCUGGAGAUGAAUGUGACAGAUAACCUACUUUGUCUACCCGUUUAUUGACACGGAGGCUGCAUGAAUGCCAGACGAAACAUACGCAGGUGAAAACCAACGGUUCGCGGCUUCGUUUGGGGCAAUGGGAGUGACGCAAGAAGGCGAGGAAGGAGGGCGGUGUAUCGCAACAACAGAGGGGCAGAACUUUCCACUUCACGGAGGGAGAGACGGAGGGAGCUGAGGAGUGAGGGUGUAGAGUUGUGACGUAGUUUCAGGUGAAGCUGCUCUCAGAGGGUCCCGUUUCAAACACACGGCUAAAAUAGUUGGCUCCUCGCUCGCAGCUCUGCAGUAACAUAGGUCACAUUUUGGUGGCGCGUCUCUUAGUGCGAACGAGAGCUAAAAGUCACUUCAUGGGGGACGUUUUUAAUCAGUGUUACUAUCUUAUGACCAUCACAACAAAGGCUCAUGCUGAAGAUGAAACCCUUCCCUGUUUGGGUGUCUUGCUGUCACAUGACACCCUUAGUUCUGCUGUCCUGUCGUCUUCCUGGUUGCCUUUUGUGGUUCACAGUUUUGCCCUCAUCUCUGAGCACAAUCUGACGAGACAAACCCUGCCCACUUUCUCUUCUGUGUGUGUUGUUUUGAAUUGAUCUGCGCCUCUCGAGGUUCCUCCUGACCGUGAAUUUUGACGAGCGCACACCCACAACCACCCCCCCCCGAGUGAUAUCUCAGGGGAAGGGAAAACAUGAGUGGUGACCCCCCCUCCUACCUGCCCUGUUCUUUCUAAACUGACAGUGUGUUGUUGUAUGUCACAUCCAGUGCACUGCCACGCUUCAGGCCCCCUUCGCCCUCCACCGCUCCAUCCACACUGCAAGACUGUAUCAUAUUUAUCCUGGCUUGUAAACGUUUCUGUCUUUUUAUUGCCUCUUUGAAUGUUUCUCAUACAGUGUAUCCUCUGUUUGGCCGCCGACGUGUGUGAAAUUGUUCAAUAAACCGUGUGAACAGAG